This is a messenger RNA of Dermatophagoides pteronyssinus (European house dust mite), 4269 nucleotides long. RefSeq lists its product as uncharacterized. NCBI's taxonomy places the organism in Eukaryota, Metazoa, Arthropoda, Arachnida, Sarcoptiformes, Pyroglyphidae. Gene Ontology annotation, biological process: regulation of transcription by RNA polymerase II. The record is from RefSeq and is a predicted model, not a curated record. Gene Ontology annotation, cellular component: ESC/E(Z) complex.
UUCUCCACACUAUUUAUAUGUCCGAUUUGAUUACAUCGAUUGAUUCGAUUAUGUGAAAAAAUGUCUUUGAUGAUAUCAACAUCAUCAUUGCAACAGCAACGACAACAUUCAACAUCAUCAAUAUCGACUGUUGUUGAAACAAAAUCAAAAUUGAAUCUUUCUAAUAGCAUUCAUCAUAAUAAUAAUAGUCAACUUUCGAAAAAUCGAUCCCAAAUUGAAACAAUUCCAGAUGAUGAUGAUGAUGAUGAUGUUAUUUUUGUUGAACGUAAAUGUAAUACGAAGAAAAAUAUUCCAUUGAUUAUAUUGGUUGAUGAUGAUACUGAUGAUAUUAAUGAUAAAACAAACAAAACGAUAAAACGACAAAAAAUUGAUCUUUACCAUAAUAAUAAUAAUAAUAAUAAUAAUGCUGAUUUGAUUAAGAAUAAUCCAAAAAUCAUCUCAUCAAAUGAUGGCCAACGAAAACAACAUCCAAUUAAAAGAACUAUGCACAUAAACAUUGAUGGUGAAGAUGAUGUUGGUGCCGAUGGCUGCGGUUAUAUUGGAUCUACAUCCGUUUGUUCAUCAGCCAAAAUGAUGUCAAUGUCCACCGGUCAUAUUAGUUCUUUAUCAUCAUCUUCCUCAUCAUCCUCCUCCUUCUCAUCAUCAUCAUCAUCAACGAUUUCUUUGCCAUUAUCGAAAUCAUUACUACUACCUUCGAUUAUAAAUAAUAAUAAUCUUGUAACAACACUGCCAAACAAUACGACAACAUUAAUGACAACAAAAUUUCAUAAAAUACAAGACCAUGUGAUUAAUACAAAUAAUAAUAUUAAAUCUUUGAAUUCAUGUAUCAAGAAGCCAUUUCAAAAUCAAGAGGAUUUCCGUUUAACAUCGACAAAAAUUAUACCUCACAUAACAGCAACGACAAAUACAUUUGAUCAUUCUUAUCAUUCGGUUGUUGAUCAUCAUAAUAAUAUUAAUAAUGAGGAACAUAAUCAACUUCGUACUGCCAGAUCGCCAUCAAAUUCUGAAACUUCAUCCGGUGUUUCGAGUUGUUGCGAAAGUUCUGAUCAUGAUCAAUGUUGUGACAUGACUGAAACUGUAACCGGAUUAUUACGAUGUGAUGAAGAUGUUAGCUCACCUGAUUCUCCAGAUUCUGGUGUAAGUGGAUCACUUGUUCAUAGUCCUGAUGGUAAAAGUCUAUAUGAAGAAUCGGAUGAUUAUUUUCAAUCGAUAUUUCCAACACCGGCAAAAUCUCCUGUGGAAAAUCAUAAUAUCAUAACGGAGAUAGCGACAAACAACGUCAUCAUUCCGCAUUAUGUUAGCGGUGAUAAAUGUGAUUCAUUGUUAGAUUUGAUUCAGUUGAAAAAUAAUCGCCAACAAAUGACAGCAAAAAUUACUACCAAUGAUAAGGAACCAAUGUGGAGAUCAAUUGAAACAAAUCAUCAAGAAUCAGACAAUGAAUUUAAACAUAUCGAAUCAACAACAGAUAAGGAACAGCAAAAUAUUUUGGAUGAUAUCGAAACUAUAGAUACUACUGUUGAAGAUGAAUUAAACCGAACUAUUGUCCAAGAAGACGACAAUGAUAUUGACGAUGAAAUUCUUCAAUUCAGUAAAGAAAUUGAAGCUGUUGUUCCAAAUAUUAGAUUUGAUGGAUUAGAUUUAGCGUUGCAAGCUAUGUAUUGUGAUCCAAAAUCUGAGAAAACGACUGAUAAUGACCAAGGAUCCACAUAUGGUGAAAGUGGUUAUGAUGAACAUGACGAACAGACAGGAUUAACGUCGAAUGGCUUUGAAUUUGGUUUUGAUUUCCCUAUGGAUCAAUCGACAUCAAAUUCCAAUCAUUGCAUGACUAAAUCAGAUUCGUUUGCUGAUUCGUUCGAAAUGUCAAUACGUACACAAGGUAAAGCAACGACCGAUAUGCAAACAAUGAUCAAACAGAUAAAAAUGAAAGCUCAAAGUAUUCAUAAGAAUAAUAAUGGUGGUAUAGCUAAAAAACAGCAAACGUUUUGCUGUCAAUGGCAUGAUUGUGAUUGGCCAGGUAACUAUGAAGAUCUGGCUGAACAUCUUCGCGAAAUACACGUUGAAUUGCAGCCAUUUUUGGAUUCAAAUGGAAAAGUCAUCAAAUGGAAUAAACGUCCCAAAUCAUCUUCAUCAUCAUCAUCAACAUCAGCCAAAUCGAGUAAACAUAAUCAUAAUGAUGAAUCUGGUGCCAAUUCAAUUAUGGAUGAUUUUGAUGGAUCAUCUUCACAGACUACUAUGGAUGAUGAAACAAAUUUAGAUUCUGAUGAAGAAGAUUGUUCUAAUAGUUCAACGGAAGAUGAUAAUCAAUCAUCGAAAAUCUCAUCAAUGGCAACUCGACGACGAUCUCGGCGUUUUCAAAGUGAUUCUGGUUGUUCAUCCAUGAUGUCAGCAGAUAAUUAUCAGUUUUCAUCACGACGUUCAUCGAAGAAAAAUUCGAUGAAUGAUGAUAGUUCAAACAAUGAAAAACUUGAAAAAUUUGUCUGUUUAUGGCGUGGCUGUAAGGUUUUUGGUAAACCAUCACUAUCCCGCAAUUGGAUCGAACGACACGUACUCGAACAACAUUCUGGUCCGAAACCGUUUAAAUGCAUUGUUGAUGGAUGCGGACAACGAUUUCGAACACAGAAUCAAUUGGAAAAGCAUGUUAACAUGCAUUUUAAAUCAAAUCCAUCACAACAACAACAAUCACUUCCGCCAGAUCUCAAGCAAAUUUCCAUGAUGAAAAAUAUUCCAAGAUCACCAUCAUCAUCAUCAUUUCUAUUGAAUUCAUCCUUUUCAUCAUCAUCGAUAAUAGAAUCGAAUCGACCGACAACCGAUAACUGUUGUAAAUGUCAAUGUCAUUCGUUUUUAUUGUCGAGCCAUUGUGAUAAUUCCAGCAUGUCUUCAUUGUCGAAUCAAGCCGAUUCGCAAUAUCAUCAAACAUCAAAACGAACCGACAAAACCAAUCGAAGUCCAAGUGUUGAUUCGAUUGUUAGCCUUCAUUCUUCGUGUUCAUCAUCUUCAGAUGUUGCCCAAAUGUCUUCAUUACCAUUAUCAUCAUCAUUUACCCAACAACAAUGUCUUUCAAAUACAAUUAAUUCUACACAAUUUAACAAUUUUGAAUUUCACUGCCAUACUGCAUGUUGUUGCCUGUCCAAACAGCAACAAGAGCAAUCCUCGUCUACUACUUCCAAAAUAUCGUCAAUGACAUUAUCCAAGUCGGGUAAGAAUAAAAAACCAGUGUGUUCAGCAACAAAAGUGAAAAGUGUUGCCAAUACCGAUUAUCUGGACGAUGAAUUUGCGCUGAAAUUAUCAUAUGAAUUACGAACACGUGAAGCCUUAAUGGCUGGCCUAAAAAGUUAUCCACCAUAUAAUCGUUAUAUUAAAUUGACCGACGGUUCCGUUGAAAGAAUACCAAAAAACCAAUCUUUAUCUUCAUUUUUAAAACAGAUAAAGUCGGAUAAAAAAAUCAACACGGCUGCCUCUAAUAAUAAAUCAUUUAAUAAUAGCAAUGUUGUUGGCGAUAGGCAACAGCCUAAUGUACAAGGAGCUUCAACAUCAAAAUCAUCAUCAUCAUUAUCUCAAACGUUUGAGAUUUAUAAUGUAUUCAAAAAAGAACUAUUCGAUUUAAAUCGCCGAAAAGAGAAUGUGCCUUUCGAAAGUGAAGUGAUUGCUUGUAAAACAAAAUCGAAUGGUGAAUAUUUUUACACACUAAAAUGGCCCACAAGACACACACGAGACAUUAUGAAUGUGGAAAAUAUUCAUGAAACAAAACUAUCGAUGUCGAGAAAAUCGUCGGUAUCGACAGCAGCAGCGGCAGCAGCAAUAAACUCUGGUCGUAAUCCAUAUGCCAUUUUUAAACCAAUUCAUCAUGAAAAACAAUCAAAUGAAAAAGUUGUAAGCCGACAUAAACAAGCACAACUUUCGAUUUCUAGGUUUAGUUUGGAAUCAAUUAAUGAUCAGCUUGAAUUAUUUUCAUUGGAUAAUUCGAUUAAUAUCAAUAACUUUGAAGAUGAUGAUGAUAAUGAAUCCGACGAUUCUGAAAUAGCUAUUGUUUAUGAGAAUGAUAUCAUCAUGGAUUCGAGUGACAAUGAUGAUUCAUCAAAUAAUGAUAAUAAUAAUUUGAAAUUAGCAACAUCAAUCAAACGUAAAUUUAGUUCAAAUGAAGAUUCUAAACAAAGUCAAGAUUUAAAAAGUGAGCUCAAACGGCCACGAUUAUCAUCAUCAUCAUCUUGACCUUAAUUCAAUUAUUUUUUUUUGCAGAUUUUUUUUUGUAAAAUGUCUCAAAAUUUGUAC